Molecule: messenger RNA, 1346 nt
Organism: Cucurbita pepo subsp. pepo (vegetable marrow)
Lineage: Eukaryota; Viridiplantae; Streptophyta; Magnoliopsida; Cucurbitales; Cucurbitaceae
Molecular function (GO): protein binding
Source: RefSeq, a predicted model, not a curated record
AUGUACUGUUUCUUUCUUCUUCUUCCUCUGUUUUCCCCCAUUUUUGCCAAGAAAGUUGCUCCCAAUUCCAUGCUUCCCUUUGAAGCUGAGACUCUUUUCAAGAUCAUGGAGUCCAUGUCCUCUGACCAAAAUUGGAGGGUCUCUUAUCCCAACCCCUGUCAACCUGGCUCCUCUUGGCCUGGUUUGGAGUGCAAAGCAGCUCCCACUAACCUCGCCCUGCUUCAUGUCUCCAGGCUUGACUUUGGAACCUCCCCAAACCCCACUUGUAAACCUACUGCCACUUUCCCUUCAUUGAUAUUUGAUCUCCCUCACCUUCAGUCUGCCUUCUUUUUCAAUUGCUUCACUCACACCAACACCAACCUCUCUGUUUCCCCCACAGCCUUCACAAAUUCCUCCUUGCAACAGCUGAGCCUCCGAUUGAAUCCUGCCUUGACUGGUCCGAUCCCGACUCGACUUUCUUCCCUCAAGUCCUUGAAGAUCCUCACAUUGUCUCAAAACUGUCUUUUUGGCUCAAUCCCACCGGAGAUCUUCGGCUUGGUGUCGUUGGUGCACCUUGACUUCAGCUACAAUUUGCUCACAGGCAGCAUACCAAUCCAGUUGGGUAACCUCACAAGCCUUGAAGGGCUGGACUUGAGCUACAAUUCACUCACUGGACCAAUCCCAACCACAAUUGGGCAACUGGGUCAGCUUCAGAAACUUGACUUGAGCUCCAAUUCACUCACAGACACCAUCCCUGAUAGCAUUGAGAAGCUGAGUUCAUUGGUGUUUUUGGCUUUGAGUAGCAACCAAUUUGGUGGGCACUUACCAAAAGGAUUAGGAAAGCUGCAGAACUUGCAGUACUUCAUCAUGGAUGACAAUCCAAUGCAAAUUCCUCUGCCGUUGGUAUUCAGUAAACUAGUGAAACUGCAAGAACUCAGGCUUGCAAGUUCUGGCUAUUCUGGCAACAUCCCACCAAGCUUCUCACAGCUUAAAAACUUGACCACUUUAUCAUUGCAAAACAACCACUUAACCGGCCAAAUCCCAGCUGAAUUCAGUGGCCUAUCUCGCAUUUAUCACCUGAAUCUCAGCAGAAACUCCCUCAGUGGCACUGUGCCUUUCAGCUCAAGUUUCUUGAAGAGAUUGGGCAAAAACAUGGAUCUCAGUGGAAAUCCAGGCCUUUGCGUUAGCCCUUCUCAAGCCACUGUCCAAAAAUUUGGUGUCAAUGUCUGUGGAACCAAUCAGGAAGAUGGCUCGUUGAUCCAACCAAUGAACCAAUCUCCAGCUAAACCAAGCUUAUGUAAUCCAUUUGCUUUUGUUACUUGUUUGUUCUUGUUUAAAUUGAUUCGGCAUGUAUAAACUCGAGUUGA